AUGGCAAGGUACUACGACGAGAUCCCGCCCCAGCUCAUCGAGUGGAUUCUGCAGCAGCACAUGGGGAUGGGCACGUCAACUGUCUCUCCCAAAGGAACCGCGAAUUGCUUCCACAUCGAGAGUCCUACCAGAGUUUGGUAUGAAGAUCUUACGGGCAGUGGUGUCGAAACGGUUGCGCAUAUGCGCCAGCCCGGUAACGGCCGCAUCACGAUUCUCUUCCACGCGUUCGAAGGACCUCCGAGAAUCCUCCGUUUGUGGGGAAAGGGCACCGUAUACGAAUUCGGCACACCCGAAUACAACGAAUACAUCCCCCCAUCCGGCCGUAAAGCCGGCUCACGCGCCAUCAUUGUCAUAGAUGUGCACAAAGUCGGGACGUCGUGCGGCUUUGGCGUCCCAUUGUACAAAUACGAGACCCAGCGUACGAUUCUCGAGCGGUGGUGCGACCAGUUGGAGAGCUUCGAUCAGAAUGGUGAGGCACAGUCCCAAAGCCAAAGUCAAAGCCAAGCACCACCUCCAUACUCGUCCGAGCAGAACGAAACCAACGCCCUCGUAAAAGACGAGCGCGGGAUCAAGGCAUGGUGGACAUUGGAAAAUGUUGCAAGCUUCGACGGCCUCCCGGCCCUGCAGUUCGCACACGAUAGCAGCGUCCCGCCUAUCAACACAUUCGACAAAAAGGCUCCGCAUCCAACUCUUUCUCAAACAAAGAGCAUCACGAAACCUGCUAAAGGUGGGAAAGCCAAGUCGGGUUCCGGGGAGACAGUGAGGUUGUUGAUGGCGUUUAGCUUGGGGGUCAUGGUGACGGCAGGAUAUGUGAGGCUCGUUAUUUCGCGUAUCCGGUAGCGCGGGAUCGGGAUUCGCCGAUUCAAAGGGGCUUCACACGUGGCGUGGUUUUUUGAAAAAUGUUUAGGCAACACUAAAGCUAAAGUUGGGUGCGUUCUCAAGAUCUCAAGCUUUGCAACAUUGUAUCGUGACG
Suillus paluster is the source of this 973-nucleotide messenger RNA. RefSeq lists its product as uncharacterized. The transcript is spliced from 5 exons. The record is from RefSeq and is a predicted model, not a curated record. NCBI's taxonomy places the organism in Eukaryota, Fungi, Basidiomycota, Agaricomycetes, Boletales, Suillaceae. The coding region runs from base 1 to 840 and encodes 279 amino acids.